UGAGCUUCUUUUUUCCCAUUCUUCACUUGCACUUGGGUUUUUUUUCUCCUCAAAUCCCUCUCUCCUUUUUUUCUCUCUCUACUUUCAACUCUCACUCCCAACAAUCACUCCAAUUCCCUCAUUCCUCCCUUCAGGAAUUGGGGUUUUUCCUGAUUGAUUGCACGAUCAAUUUCGAUUGAUCCUCUCCCUCAAUCUCAAUCAAUCUCUUAUUCUCUGUGCGAUGCUCUGUCCGAGAUGAAGCUCAAGAGAAAGCGGGCACUUGAAGUGCCUCCGAAAAUUCGAUCUUUCAUUAAUUCUGUUACUUCAGUCCCAUUUGAGAAGAUAGAAGAACCUUUAAAAGGCUUCAUUUGGGAGUUUGAUAAGGGAGAUUUUCAUCACUGGGUUGAACUAUUUAACCAUUUUGAUUCAUUCUUUGAGAAGUACAUAAAACCCAGGAAGGAUCUACAGAUUGAUGAUGAAUUUUUGAACUCUGAUCCUCCCUUCCCUAGGGAAGCUGUUCUUCAAAUUCUUCGCGUCAUUAGAAUAUUUUGUUGAAACUACACUGAUAUUAUGGCUUAUUUUAAUUCGCAGCAACAUCUUUCAGCGUUGCUUGCUUCUACUGACCCUGACGUGGUUGAGGCUAGCCUUGACACAUUGGCUGCAUUUUUGAAGAAAACAGUUGGAAAGUACUCAAUAAGAGAUGCUUCUUUUAAUUCAAAAUUGUAUUCUCUUGCGCAAGGAUGGGGUGGAAAAGAAGAGGGACUUGGAUUAAUUGCAUCAGCAACUCCUAAUGGCUGUGAUCCUGAUCCUACUACGUUGGAACUGGGUUGUACUCUUCAUUUUGAGUUUUAUGCAGUAAAUGAAUCAGAAAGAGACAUCAAGGGAGCUGAAGCCUCUGCCCAAGGUUUGCAAAUUAUUCAUUUAUCUAACAUCAACAAAUGUGUGGAAAAUGAUCUGGAGCUUUUGCACAAGUUAGUUACAGAGUAUAACGUACCCGCUAGUUUAAGAUUUUCUUUAUUGACAAGAUUGCGGUUUGCUCGUGCUUUUGGUUCUUUGCCUUCAAGACAGCAACAUACUUGCAUUCGCCUGUAUGCUUUUAUAGUUCUGAUUCAAGCAUGUGCUGAUGCUGAUGACUUAGUCUCAUUCUUCAAUGCUGAGCCUGGAUUUAUCAAUGAAUUAGUAUCAUUGCUGAGCUAUGAGGAUGCAGUUUUGGAGAAAAUUCGUAUUUUAUGUUUGCACUCAUUAGCUGCUCUUUGCCAUGAUCGUUCCCGCCAACCUUCAGUGUUGACUGCAGUUACAUCUGGUGGGCACCGUGGCAUUUUAUCUAGCCUGAUGCAAAAAGCCAUCGAUUCUGUUAUUAGUGAUACCCCACGAUGGUCAGUUCAUUUUGCAGAAGCUCUACUCUCUCUUAUCACUGUGCUGGUUUCGUCAUCAUCAGGGUGCUCUGCCAUGCGUGAAGCAGGAUUUAUUCCUACUCUACUACCUCUCCUGAAAGAUACAAAUCCGCAGCACUUGCAUCUGGUUGAAAAAGCUGUGCGCAUUUUAGAAGCAUUUAUGGAUUACAGUAAUCCAGCUGCUGCAUUAUUCAGGGACCUGGGUGGUUUAGAUGACACCAUCUCUCGCCUAAAGAUUGAGGUCUCCUUUGUAGAAAAUGGUGGAAAGCAUCUUGAUGAAACUUCUGUUUCUAGCGGAAGGAGUGCACAAAUGGUUGAAGAUUCUUCAACUGGGCAAGAUGCUACACAACACUUGUGUUCUCAACCCUUAAUUUCUUAUCACCGUCGAUUGCUGAUGAAGGCCUUGUUGCGUGCUAUAUCUUUGGGAACGUAUGCUCCUGGGAAUACUGCCCGUAUCUAUGGAUCUGAAGAGAAUGUUCUGCCUCAUUGUUUAUCUAUUAUUUUCAGAAGAGCAAAAGAUUUUGGUGGUGGAGUUUUCUCGCUUGCAGCAACUGUCAUGAGUGACUUGAUACAAAAGGACCCUACCUGUUUUCCUGUCUUGGAUGCUGCUGGUCUUCCAUCUGCCUUCUUGGAUGCUAUUAUGGAUGAUGUUCUCAAUUCUGCAGAAGCUAUUACAUGCAUUCCCCAGUGUUUGGAUGCUUUAUGCCUUAAUAGUAAUGGUCUCCAGGCUGUGAAAGAUAGGAAUUCAUUGAGGUGUUUCGUGAAGGUGUUCACUUCUAGAAUGUAUUUGCGUGCUCUUACAGGUGACACACCUGCAUCUUUGUCUAGUGGACUGGAUGAAUUAAUGCGACAUGCUUCUUCAUUACGUGGACCGGGAGUGGACAUGUUAAUUGAGAUUCUGGAAACCAUCUCAAAAGUUGGUUCUGGAGCAGAUUCCUCAUCUUGUCCUGAUCCUUCCACUUCAACCUCAGUUCCUAUGGAAAUGGAUAGUGAUGACAAGAAUUUGUUAUUGCCUGAUAGUAAGGACUCAACCAAGGUGGAAAGGACAGAGCACUUUAGUGAGCCAUCUCCUGAUGCAUCAAUAACGAAUAUCGAGUCAUUUCUUCCAGAUUGUGUAAAUAAUGUUGCUCGCUUACUCGAGACAGUUCUUCAGAAUGCUGAUACAUGUCGAAUAUUUGUUGAGAAAAAGGGGAUUGAAGCUGUUCUCCAGUUAUUUACCUUGCCUUUAAUGCCUCCUUCUGUUUCUGUUGGGCAAAGCAUAUCUGUUGCCUUCAAGAACUUCUCCCCCCAGCAUUAUGUUUCUCUUGCUCGGGCUGUGUGCUCCUUCUUGAGAGAGCAUUUGAAAUCUACUAAUGAACUUUUAGAUUUGGUGGGAGGAACUCAGCUAGCUCUAGUUGAAUCUGCAAAGCAGACAAAGGUGUUGAAAUAUCUUUCUAGCCUUGAAGGUGUCUUAUCUCUUUCCGUAUUUUUGUUGAAGGGAACAACUACAGUGGUCUCUGAGCUAAGCACUUCGGAUGCUGAUGUAUUGACAGAUAUUGGGAAAACUUAUAAAGAAAUAAUUUGGCAAAUAUCUUUGUGUAAUGAUUCCAAAGAAGAUGAAAAGAAGAAUACUGAUCCGGAACCUGAGAUAUCACAGGUGGCUUCAUCUACUGCUGUUGAAAGAGAGAGUGAUGAUGAUGCAAAUAUUCAGACGCUGAGAUACACAAAUCCAGUUUUUGCUAGGAAUGGUUCACAUUCCCUGUGGAGUGGAGAUCGUGAUUUUCUUUCUGUAGUUCGUUCUGGAGACAGUUUGCAUCGUCGUAGUCGGCAUGGGUUAUCUCGUAUACGGGCAGGAAGGACUGGUCGUCACUUAGAAGCUCUAAAUAUCGAUUCUGAAGCAUCUUCUAGUGCACUUGAGGCACCUUCAUCCCAAGAUCUUAAAAAGAAAAGCCCUGAGGUUCUUGUUUUGGAGAUUCUUAAUAAGCUGGCUUCCACUUUGCGCUCUUUCUUCACUGCUCUUGUAAAAGGAUUCACUUCACCCAACCGGCGCAGAGCUGACUCAGGGUCGCUGACUUCAGCUUCAAAGACUCUUGGAGCAGUCCUAGCUAAGAAUUUUCAUGGGGCUCUUAGUUUUUCUGGGCACUCUACUUCUGCCGGACUUGAGACGUCACUUUCUGUAAAAUGUAGAUAUCUUGGGAAGGUCGUGGACGAUAUGGCGGCACUAACAUUUGACAGCAGGCGCCGGAGUUGUUAUACUGCCAUGGUAAACAAUUUUUAUGUCCAUGAGACAUUCAAAGAGUUACUCACAACAUUCGAAGCUACUAGUCAGUUACUUUGGACACUUCCAUGUCCUUUCCCAUCAUCAGAUACUGACAUGGAAAAGAAAGGGGAAGGAACUAAACUGUCCCAUAACACAUGGCUGCUUGAUACAUUACAAAGCUACUGCCGCUUGCUUGAGUAUUUUGUAAACUCUUCUUUACUGUUAUCCCCAACAUCAGCAUCUCAGGCAGAGCUUCUUGUUCUUCAGCCAGUUACUCAAAACCUGUCAAUUGGGCUCUUUCCAGUUCCUAGAGACCCAGAAGCUUUUGUUAGAAUGCUGCAAUCUCAGGUUCUGGAUGUGAUCCUACCAGUGUGGAAUCAUCCCAUGUUCUCCAAUUGUAGUCCUGGAUUUAUUGCGUCUAUUAUUUCACUUGUUACCCAUAUAUAUUCUGGUGUUGGAGAAGUGAAGCGAAACCGUAGCAACAUUAUGGGAAGCACAAACCACCGGUUUAUUCCCCCACCACCUGAUGAGGCAACUAUUGCCACUAUUGUUGAGAUGGGUUUUUCAAGAGCAAGGGCUGAGGAAGCACUAAGAAGAGUUGAAACAAAUAGUGUUGAAAUGGCCAUGGAGUGGCUAUUUAGUCAUGCAGAUGAUCCUGUCCAGGAAGAUGAUGAACUUGCACGGGCACUUGCCCUUUCCCUUGGAAGUAGUUCUGAAACUGCUAAAGUUGACAGUGCAGAGAAGACUACAGAUGUGCUAACUGAAGAGGGGUGUGUAAAGAAACCACCAGUUGAUGAUAUACUUGCUGCAUCAAUGAAGUUGUUUCAGAGUAGUGAUUCAGUGGCAUUUCAGUUGACAGAUUUACUUGUAACACUUUGCAGUCAGAACAAAGGCGAAGACCGUCCAAAAGUAAUAUCUUAUCUUCUGCAGCAGCUAAAAAUUUGUCCAUUGGACUUCUCCAAGGAUAACUGUGCAUUGAGUGUGUUAGCACAUAUUAUAGCAUUGCUUCUUUUUGAGGAUGGAAAUACAAGGGAAAUUGCAGCUGAGAAUGGCAUUAUAUCUACCAUCAUAAAUAUCUUGUCAAACUUCAACAGCACACACUUCACCAAAACUGGCUCCCUGCCUGAUUCAUCUGGUGACCAUGGUUCUCUGCAAAUUUCCGGUACAGCUGGGCAGAAGGAUAAUAACAUUAAUGUGAAUGAGAAAGAACCUGGCAUGGAUUUGGAGAAUAUACUGGGAAAAUCUACUGGCUUUGCAUCUAUUGAUGAGAGUCACAAGUUGCUGGAUAUAGCAUGUGACUUGAUAAAACUGCAUGUACCUGCUGUGGUUAUGCAGGCUGUUUUACAGUUAUGUGCUCGGUUAACCAAAACACAUGCUUUAGCUUCACAGUUCCUUGAAAAUGGAGGCCUGGCUGCACUUUUCAACCUUCCAAAGAAUUGCUUUUUUCCGGGGUAUGACGCUGUUGUAUCUGCUAUAGUACGUCACCUCCUUGAAGAUCCACAAACAUUGCAAACAGCUAUGGAAUUGGAGAUACGUCAAACGCUUAGUGGAAAUCGUCAUUCUGGGCGUGUUUCUCCUCGAUCAUUUUUGACAUCAUUGGCACCUGUUAUCUCUAGGGAUCCCGUGGUUUUCAUGAAAGCUGCAGCUGCAGUUUGUCAGUUAGAGACAUCAGCAGGGAGGGCAGUAGUUGUAUUAUCAAAAGAAAAAGAAAAGGAAAAAUCAAAAGCAUCAGGUGUGGAGGUUGGUUUAUCUUCAAAUGAAUGUGUCCGAAUUCCUGAAAGCAAGUCUCAAGAUGGAUCUGGUAAAUGUUUGAAGAGCCACAAAAAGGUUCCUGUUAAUCUCACUCAAGUAAUUGAUCAGCUUCUUGAGAUUGUGCUUAAGUACCCGCCCUUGAAAGGACAGGAAGAAUCUGAGUGUGGUUCAACUCUCAUGGAUAUAGAUGAACCUACCUUGAAGGUGAAGGGUAAAUCAAAGGUUGAAGAGACAGGGAUGUUAGAACCUGAUUCUGAAAAAUCUACAGGACUGGUGAAGGUGACUUUUGUGCUUAAGUUAUUGAGUGACAUUCUUUUAAUGUAUGGACAUGCAGUUGGUGUUAUACUGAGACGUGAUACUGAAAUGUGUCAAUUUCGUGGAUCCAAUCAGCCAGCUGGACAUUGUGGUAUUAUCCAUCAUGUUUUGCACCGUUUGUUACCCCUCUCUGUUGAAAAGUCUGCAGGUCCUGAUGAUUGGAGAGGUAAAUUGUCUGAAAAAGCUUCAUGGUUCCUGGUAGUCCUGUGUGGGCGGUCUGGUGAAGGGCGCAAGCGAGUAACAAAUGAACUUGUUAAAGAGCUGACAUCUUUCUCAAAUCUGGAAAGCAAUUCAAUCAAAAGCACCUUAUUGCCUGAUAAAAGGCUUUUUACUUUAGUUGAUCUUGUAUAUUCUAUUUUGUCCAAAAAUUCAUCAUCCGGUAGCCUACCUGGUUCUGGAUAUUCACCUGAAAUCGCAAAAAGCAUGAUAGAUGGUGGGAUCAUUCAGUGUCUAACUAGCAUCCUGCAAGUGGUUGAUUUAGAUCAUCCUGAAGCACCAAAAAUUGUGAAUCUUAUACUGAAAGGUUUAGAAGGCCUUACUCGGGCUGCUAAUGCUAGUGAACAAAUCUUUAAAUCUGAUGAGAAUGAGAAGAGAAGAUCUACUAGUCUAAAUGACAGACCUGAUGAUCAAGUAACAGCUCCCUCUGCUCCUGUAGCAGGAACACAUGAUCAGAAUGUGAGCAAUCAAGAAGCACUGAGAGAUGGAAUGGAUAAUGCACAACAUCAUAAUGAAACUUCUCAAGGUGAUGAUCAUGCUGAGGAUAAUACAAAUCAUACCGAGGAACAAGAUAUGAGAAGAGAAGAGGAGGAGACAAUGGCUCAAAACCCAUCAAUGGAUCUUGGAAUGGAAUUUAUGCGUGAAGAGAUGGGUGAGGGCGGUGUCUUGCACAAUCCGGAACAAAUUGAGAUGACUUUUCAUGUCGAGAAUAGGGCAGAUGAUGAUAUGGGUGAUGAAGAUGAUGAUAUGGGAGAUGAGGGUGACGAUGAUGAGGAUGAUGAUGAGGGAGAGGAUGAAGAUGAGGAUAUAGCUGAAGAUGGUGGGGGCAUGAUGUCCUUGGCGGAUACUGAUGUCGAGGAUCAUGAUGAUACUGGCUUGGGAGAUGAAUACAAUGAUGAGAUGAUUGAUGAAGAUGAUGAUGAUUUUCAUGAGAAUCGUGUAAUAGAAGUGAGGUGGAGGGAAGCUCUUGAUGGGUUGGAUCACUUGCAGAUACUUGGGCAACCGGAUGAUCUGUUCCGACUUCAAGGUUUUGAAAGGCGCCGGCAGACAGGUAGGUCUUCCUUUGAGAGAUCUGCUUCUGAAGUUAAUGGUUUUCAACAUCCUUUGCUUGUAAGGCCACCACCAUCUGGGGAUGUUCUCUCAAUGUGGUCAUCAGGUGGAAACUCUGCUUCCAGGGAUUCCGAAACUUUGUCAUCUGGCAACCUUGAUGUGGCCCACUUCUACAUGUUUGAUGCUCCUAUUCUUCCAUAUGAUCAUGUGCCAAGUAGUCUCUUUGGAGAUCGUCUGGGUGGUGCAGCACCUCCUCCCCUGACUGAUUAUUCUGUGGGUAUGGGCUCAUUGCACCUUCCUGGAAGAAGAGUCCUAGGUAAUGGUAGGUGGACUGAUGAUGGUCAGCCACAAGGAGGUGCUCAAGCAGCUGCCAUUGCUCAAGCAGUGGAGGAACAAUUCUUAGCUCAAUUGAGCAAUGCAGCUCCAACAAGCAGUCCUGUUGAACGACAGUUACAGAAUUCUGGAGAGCAAGAGAAGCAAUCUGACACUCUUCAGUCACAUGAUGGUCCAAUUUUGGGUGCAGGGACUGGUUCUACUUGUCAGCGGAUUGAAGGUCAGGAACAAGAGAAUGUUAAUGGAACCACUGUUCAGCAAGACAACGUUGCAGUUGGCAGUAUUCCUUUUGUGGAAGAGAUAAAUGCAGACUCUGGUAUUCGAGAUAUCAGUGAAAACCUGCAAGAAAAUGAGCCUAUGUCAGUGCAGCCACUUUCACUGAACAUCAUGCCAACUGAUGUUGAGUGCGCAGAAGCUGGAGGAAGUGUCACUGCUGGUGAGUGUGCAACCACAGAUCGAGCUUUUGUUGACUCAUCUAUAAAUUGUAAUGCUGAUGUACAAUGCGAAAGGGGUGCCGACAUACCUGCUAUGGACAAUAAUGUGCCAGAUGUGCCCAUGGGCUGCAAUGGGUCAUCUGUUGAUGGGAAUCCUGCUAAUAUUGAUCUAGUGGGUUCUGAUUUGGAGACACCUAAUCCAGGUAAUUGUCAUCUAUCAUCAAUUGAUGCUAGUGAUGAUGUUAAUAUGGAUGGUGUUGAUGCUGAGGGAAAUCAACCAGAGCAGCCAACUGUUUCUGAACAGGGGGGCGAUCAACCUUUAUCAACGCAAAACCCAGAGGUUGCCCCUAAUGCCACCCAGGCAGAUCAAACUAGUGCCAAUAAUGAAGCUUCUGGUGCUAAUACGAUUGAUCCUACCUUUUUGGAGGCUCUUCCUGAAGAUCUUCGAGCAGAGGUUCUUGCUUCACAGCAAGCUCAAUCUGUACAACCCCCAGCUUAUGCACCACCUUCUGCUGAUGAUAUUGAUCCCGAGUUUCUAGCUGCUCUUCCUCCUGAUAUUCAAGCAGAAGUUUUGGCCCAACAAAGAGCUCAGAGAGUUGCCCAACAGGCUGAAGGACAGCCAGUUGAUAUGGAUAAUGCAUCUAUAAUUGCCACUUGCGUUCUUUUAACUUCUUCCGAAGCAGUUUUGUCAGCACUGCCAUCUCCAUUGCUUGCUGAAGCUCAAAUAUUACGGGAUCGAGCAAUGAGCCAUUAUCAAGCUCGCAGCCUUUUUGGGGGCAGUCACAGGCUUAACAAUCGGAGAAAUGGGCUUGGAUUUGACCGGAGGCCUGUGAUGGAUAGGGGUGUUGGAGUUACUAUAGGGAGGAGAUCUGCUCUCACAGAUAACUUGAAGGUGAAGGAGAUUGAAGGUGAGCCAUUACUUGAUGCAAAUGCUUUGAAAGCUCUGAUCCGACUUCUGCGAUUGGCACAGCCCCUUGGAAAAGGUCUUCUGCAGAGGCUCUUGUUAAACUUAUGUGCACAUAGCAUUACAAGGGUGACUCUUAUUUAUCUUUUGCUGGAUAUGAUUAAGCCUGAAGCUGAAGGGUCUGUAUGUAGACCGGCAACAUCAAAUUCCCAGAGACUUUAUGGUUGUCACUCAAAUACAGUUUAUGGCCGAUCUCAAUUGUUGGAUGGUCUUCCUCCUCUUGUGUUCCGCCGAAUUCUUGAGAUUCUGACUUAUUUGGCUACCAAUCAUUCUGCUGUUGCAAAGAUGUUGUUUCACUUUGACCCAUCAGUUAUUCCAAAUUCUUCAAGUAUGGCUUCGAUGAAUGAGAAAGGGAAGGAGAAGGUUAUCGAAGGAGAGCCAUCGCCAAAGCCAUCUGGAGCUCAGGCUGUAGACGUUCCGCUAAUCCUCUUUUUGAAGCUGUUAAAUCGACCUCUGUUUUUACGCAGCGCUGCACAUCUUGAGCAGGUCAUGGGUCUGAUUCAAGUUGUAGUUGAUACUGCAGCAUCAAAAUUAGAAAGUCAAUCCGUCUCUGAAAAAGGAAUGGUAAACACCCAAACUUUGCCAGUCAAUGAAGCCGUGGAUAAUAUCGAGAAGGAUCCUUCCUCAGUUGAUUCAGACUCUAAUAAACAAGAUAAGAAAGAUGAUACAAAUCCAUCUCAUUCUCAUGGGAGGAAAAAUGUUGACAUGUACAAUAUCUUCUUGCAAUUGCCACAAGCUGAUUUACGGAAUUUGUGUAGCCUUCUUGGUCGUGAAGGGCUUUCGGAUAAAAUGUAUAUGCUUGCUGGUGAGGUGCUGAAGAAGUUGGCCUGCAUUGUUCCUUCCCAUCGAAACUUCUUCACUGUAGAGCUUUCGGAGUCAGCUCAUGCCUUGACAGGUUCGGCUGUCAGUGAGCUUGUUACCUUGCAGAAAACAAAUAUGCUUGGCUUGAGUGCUGGCUCCAUGGCUGGUGCUGCCAUUCUACGUGUGCUGCAAGCUCUGAGUUCACUCAUUUCAUAUAAUGGUACUGGUGAUAUAGAAACCGAGAAUGAUGCAGAUCGGCAUGAAGAUCUAGCAACUAUUUGGAACUUGAAUAGUGCACUUGAGCCAUUGUGGCAGGAACUUAGUAAUUGUAUUAGUGCAGCUGAGAUGCAACUUGGUCAGAGCUCUCUCUCCCCUACAAUGUCAAAUAUAAGUGUUGCUGAUAAUCUCCAAGGUUCCUCUACUUCACCACCUCUUCCUCCUGGAACACAGAGACUCUUGCCUUUCAUCGAGGCUUUCUUUGUUUUGUGUGAAAAGCUACAAGCUAAUGAAGCCAUCAUGCAGCAAGACCAUGACAAUGCUACUGCUAGGGAAGUCAAAGAGUCUACUGGUUCUUCUUCUUCAAUGAGUGUAAAAUUUGGUGGAGAUUCACAACGAAGGCUUGAUGGUACUGUUACAUUUACAAGGUUUGCCGAGAAGCAUCGUCGACUUGCAAAUGCUUUCGUUAGGCAGAAUCCUGGAUUGUUGGAGAAAUCACUUUCCAUGAUGCUCAAGGUACCAAGGCUUAUUGACUUUGAUAAUAAGCGAGCCUAUUUCCGCUCAAGAAUCAGGCAACAACAUGACCAACACCUGUCUGGGCCACUGCGUAUAAGCGUAAGAAGAGCUUACAUUUUGGAGGACUCGUAUAAUCAGUUAAGGAUGCGUCCUACUCAAGAUCUCAAGGGGAGAUUAAAUGUGCAAUUUCAAGGUGAAGAGGGUAUUGAUGCUGGUGGUCUCACUAGAGAAUGGUAUCAGUUACUGUCAAGGGUCAUAUUUGACAAGAAUGCUUUGCUUUUUACAACGGUGGGCAACAAUGCAACUUUCCAGCCAAACCCUAACUCUGUGUAUCAGACUGAACAUCUCUCGUACUUCAAGUUUGUUGGCCGAGUGGUGGGAAAGGCUUUGUUUGAUGGUCAACUGUUGGAUGUUUAUUUUACCCGAUCUUUCUAUAAGCAUAUACUGGGUGUCAAGGUGACAUACCAUGAUAUUGAAGCAGUUGAUCCUGAUUACUACAAGAAUUUGAAAUGGGUGUUGGAGAAUGAUGUGAACGAUGUUCUUGACCUGACAUUUAGCAUGGAUGCUGAUGAGGAAAAGCACAUACUUUAUGAGAAGAACGAGGUCACUGACUACGAGCUUAAACCUGGAGGAAGGAACAUAAAGGUCACAGAAGAGACAAAGCACGAGUAUGUAGACCUUGUUGCUGAUCAUAUUCUGACAAAUGCAAUCCGUCCACAAAUAAAUUCUUUUCUAGAAGGUUUUACUGAACUAGUACCGAGAGAGCUUAUAUCCAUCUUUAAUGACAAAGAGCUUGAGCUGCUCAUCAGUGGUCUUCCAGAAAUUGAUUUGGAAGACUUGAAGGCCAAUACAGAAUAUACUGGCUAUACUGUGGCGUCAAAUGUCGUUCAAUGGUUUUGGGAGGUGGUCAAAACUUUUAACAAGGAAGACAUGGCAAGAUUUCUGCAAUUUGUGACUGGAACAUCAAAGGUUCCUUUGGAAGGUUUUAAGGCCUUGCAAGGCAUCUCUGGUCCUCAGAGGUUUCAGAUUCACAAGGCAUAUGGAGCUCCGGAUCGAUUGCCGUCGGCUCAUACAUGCUUCAAUCAACUAGACCUUCCUGAGUAUACCUCUAAAGAACAGCUUCAAGAACGGUUGUUACUAGCCAUUCAUGAGGCCAGUGAAGGCUUUGGUUUUGGUUGACUUCUAUCCUUCUCCCAUAUCUUUGCACAGCAGUUCUACCAUUAUGUCUUCAACCUGUCAUGUGGAGAUGAUGAUGAAUGUGACUCGGCUGGGCAGUUAUUUAUUUUUGUUGAGGACAGGCAGCAUCGAAUGAGGAAAUUUAUGAUGCUGUGUUCAAUUUAUUUUGGUGCUCCCUCAGUAGAAAUGGCUAGAAUAUUUAGUCUUGUCUUUUUCAAUCUCUGUAUAAUUCUGCCCGGGGUUAGUUUUGGGAUCUUAAAAUAUUGUUAUUGGAUGAUGGCCUUCACAAUGUACCAAUCUUUUGUAGUAAGCUCCAAUCGCUUUUUUGUAUGUGGCCAAACAGCCUUUCGGUAGUUCUAUAGUUCUUUCCUUUAAUAAGAUUUGAGGAUGUACAUAUUCUGGAACUGGAUUACAUUAUAAAAAUCUGGAUUACAUGGUCGAUA
This is a messenger RNA of Arachis duranensis, 11828 nucleotides long. RefSeq names its product E3 ubiquitin-protein ligase UPL1-like. Lineage: Eukaryota; Viridiplantae; Streptophyta; Magnoliopsida; Fabales; Fabaceae. Gene Ontology annotation, biological process: proteasome-mediated ubiquitin-dependent protein catabolic process; positive regulation of protein catabolic process; protein polyubiquitination. The record is from RefSeq and is a predicted model, not a curated record. Gene Ontology annotation, molecular function: protein binding; ubiquitin-protein transferase activity.